Naegleria gruberi is the source of this 393-nucleotide messenger RNA. RefSeq lists its product as uncharacterized. The record is from RefSeq and is a predicted model, not a curated record. Bases 1 to 393 code for a protein of 130 amino acids. The transcript has a single exon. Lineage: Eukaryota; Heterolobosea; Eutetramitea; Acrasida; Naegleriidae.
AUGGCAUUGGAAAAUAACAAAUCAAAUUUUCACAUGAAUGCUCUUCAAGGAGUAAUUCAUAACAUUCAAUUCAAUGGCUUAACUCCCACUUCGCAAUCAGUAAUGGAUGGACAAAUGGAAGCAGCCUUAUUUUCCAUUGAAUCAGGUCUUUACGGUGUAUGGAGGUCAAAUAGAAAAGAUGAAAAAUUUGGAACUAUUCAAGAUUGUUCAAGGAUUGGUCCGAAUUCUACAUGUUUUUGUGGUCAUUCCCUCAAGGAACAUUUCAAAAAGGGGCACAACUAUAAGGUAGAUCAAUGUUUAUCAUGUAAGGAAUGUAAACGAUUCGAAUUUAUUCCUACAACUCCUGAGGAAAUUGGAGAAGUUUGGCUUGUGAGAAGAAGUAACUGUAAGUAA